Suillus paluster is the source of this 2011-nucleotide messenger RNA. Its product is annotated as major facilitator superfamily domain-containing protein. The record is from RefSeq and is a predicted model, not a curated record. The transcript is spliced from 16 exons. The coding region runs from base 140 to 1624 and encodes 494 amino acids. Gene Ontology annotation, biological process: transmembrane transport. Gene Ontology annotation, molecular function: transmembrane transporter activity. Lineage: Eukaryota; Fungi; Basidiomycota; Agaricomycetes; Boletales; Suillaceae. Gene Ontology annotation, cellular component: membrane.
ACUGGUGGGCUUGGCUCGUCCCCACGGUGAUCGCACGUAUCAAUCGCUCAGGUCAUUUCCGGAUUCCUCAGUUAUUUGAACAACAAGGCACUCAUUCAACCAGUCUCUCCUUUCAAUCUGUUCCAUCACCCAGUACAUCAUGGGCUCGUUACAAGAUAACAUCGAGAUGAUCCCCAAAAAGCAGAUCAUCGAGGAGCUUGGUUCGGAAGAACGAGCGCGCAUUCUGCGCAAGAUUGAUUGGCACCUAUUACCUUAUGUGACGUUAUUUUACCUGUUGGCGUUCUUAGACCGAGUCAAUAUUGGCAACGCGAAGGUCGCUGGCAUGUCUACAAAUCUGAACUUGAUCGGCCUUAGGUACAACAUCGCUGCAGCCGUCUUUUUUAUCCCGUACAGCUUUGCUGAGGUCCCCUCGAACAUCGCGCUCAAGCUGUUCAGGCCGUCGCGCUGGAUACCAACUCUCAUGGUCGCAUGGGGUCUUGUGAUGACCCUCAUGUGUCUCGUCAAUUCGUUCCAAUCUCUCAUUGUAGCUCGAGUGUUUCUUGGCUUGACAGAAGCAGGGUUGUUUCCUGGAGUGAAUUACUACAUAUGUCUCUGGUAUCCACGAUCUGAACGGUCCAAACGCAUUGCCAUAUUCUUCUCUGCGGCAUCGAUGGCAGGUGCCUUCGGCGGACUCCUUGCGUAUGGUAUUGAACGGAUGGAGGGGAUCGGAGGAUUGCAUGGUUGGCAAUGGAUUUUCUGCUUAGAGGGCAUGGCCACCGUUCUCGUCGCAUGUGUCUCGUUUUUCUUCAUGCAUGAUUAUCCCGAAACAGCCAAAUUUUUGACAGAGCCAGAGAGACUAUACAUCGUGAAUAUGCUCAAACAGGAUGCGAACAACCUUUCCACCCGCUUCCGCACUCAAUUCAUCUUGCAAGCCAUGAAGGAUUACAAGACCUACGUCCAAAUUAUCAUUUAUAUGGGAUUGCUCGUCCCUGGUUAUGCUAUUGCCCUCUUUACACCAACUAUCAUCAAUGAGCUUGGCUACUCUGCUGCCAAUGCUCAGCUGCUCUCAGUUCCACCAUUCGUUGCUGGUUGUAUUGCAACAAUCAUAGUUGGCAUCUAUUCUGACAAACACAAACUUCGUGGCCCGUAUAUCAUUGGUUGCACGCUCGUGGCUCUUGUGGGAUAUAUCUUGCUAUAUACCAACUAUCGAGCAGGCCCGUCGUAUGCUGGAGCUUGUCUGGCCGCUAUGGGUAACUAUCCAACCGUCGCAAUUGCUCUCGCUUGGGCAGGCUCCAAUGCAGGAGGCGACUUAAAGCGUGGAGUCGUGCUAGCGAUGGUCAUCGGUGUUGGUAACCUUGGAGGUAUUUGCUCCUCCUUCAUUUAUAUUGAUCCUCCACGUUUCCACAUUGGGCAUGGCACCGUCAUGGGAUUCCUUUCUCUUGCAAUCAUAACGAGCCUCUUCGCCAUGUGGAACUAUAAUCGGUUGAACGAGAAAAAAGAAGCACAGUGUCUGGCGAAAAAUAUUACUGACGACAGAGGACACGCAUUCGAGGACAUGGGCGAUGCCAGUCCGCUUUUCAGGUGGGCUCCACGACUCGUCCGCGGUGCAACCUUGACUGACGGGUAUGCAAGGUACGCCAUAUGAGACAUACAGCUGAUGCAAGCCGUCCUUUUGAGCGUUCAUUAAUUCCACACGUCAGCUUCAAGAAUAACGAAUACCUAAUACGUCUCGCCUAUGAUGUGCAUUUAGAGUACUGGCAUUUGACCGGCACGAUGGAAUGUUACAGAUACUUGUCAGUGUCAAUUAAUCCUUCGCAGAAUAGGACCAUCAGCAUUAGAAGGCAGAUAGAACACGGAUCACAUGUCCACAAAAAUAACUGACGGACCAGACAUAUAACUUGACCACCCUCAAGAUUCCGAUACAGAAUUCAUUGACAGGUGUCUUAAGGGGGUGAGAGAACACGUCCGAGACGCAAGGACUGCGAGGCGGUCACAGGCGUGAGCUGGCGGGAAAAUGUAUGGUGAGUUGAAU